This is a messenger RNA of Aphanomyces invadans, 4345 nucleotides long. RefSeq lists its product as hypothetical. Lineage: Eukaryota; Oomycota; Saprolegniomycetes; Saprolegniales; Verrucalvaceae. Bases 19 to 4311 code for a protein of 1430 amino acids. The record is from RefSeq and is a predicted model, not a curated record. The transcript has 24 exons.
GUGGCAGUCGGUUUCGCCAUGGCCGAGGCAGCGCCGCCGCGCUUCGUCACAAACCCUCCCAAACUGGCCCAGGAUAUCCACACGCCCCUCGGCACAGCAUGCCGUGCGGUUGUAGCACAUGUGCAGGAGCAAUGCCCAGGCCUCGUGGCAACCAUCCAAACGUUCCUGGACACAACGUUAUCCGAGGCCAUUCAAGAGCGUGAAACCAAGUACGUUAACACGAUGAGCGACGUGUUCAAGCAAGAACUCAAGACCCGCAACGACACCGCUCAGCGGCUCAUGCAAAAGUGCGCGGCGCUCGAGACGCGAAUGGCGGAGGCCGACGCCGUCACCACGAUGCUGCACUCCAAGUUGGACCGUCGGACGUACGAAAUGGACAACCUCCGGAAAAUGCACUACAAGGAGCUCCUUCUGCUGCGGGAAAUGGUCGCAAAGCACCGCACCGAUGCGCGCACACUCAAGGCUCUCGAUGAUGCGCUCGGGCGCUCCAACAACGAUGCGGACGACGGGGACGAAGCCAAUUUUGGCGGCCGCGGGGGACGCAGCUCGUCGAUUGUGACGCCCUCAACGGAUGGACGGCUCGAAGCAAUGAAACUCGACUUGGAAAAACGAAAAAAGUUCUCGGAUGGCCUGCGCGACGAGCGCGACAAGUGGCAGCAGAAAGCGAUCGAAGCGAUGGAGCAAGUGGAAGCGUUGAAGGAUUUGAUCCGCAAGCGGGAGAAUAGUCCGAAUGCGGGAGGGGGCAGUGGGUCUGGCAUGUCGGACGCGUACUUGACAGCGUGGUGGUACGGUGGCGCCGAGAGCGGACUCCGCGAACGGCAAGCAAUCGAAUCGGCCGUCUCCGCUCGCCACAUCACGUACGACGAGGUCGCAGGAUCCGUUGUGGAAGUUUUGGCGAGCCCCGACUUGUGGGCGAGCCUCGGAACCCUUGCCCAGCAAGCGCCUCUUACUCCAGCUGUCCGGGGGCUGAUGGCCCACUUGUCCCAGCUCGGCGAGUUUACACUGCGCAAGAGUCCGUCCACAGCGUUUAGUGCUCGAAGCGACGACACCCACCGGCAGGAUGACGACAAACCUGACGUGGCCGGCAGUGUCCAUGCCAAGCCCAACGCCAUCGCGUGUGUUAAGUGCCACGGCACGGGGUACGUUGAGCCGAACGCGGCUCAAAAGGACGAAGAAAACGAACGGAUCAAAGCAUUGCAAAAGAGUGUCGAGGGUCUUCGCAAAGACCUCCGGGCGGAGCAGACUCGUGUGAUCGAGCUCGAGACGACACGUGACGAGCUUGAAAACGCAAAGCGAGCCCUCGUUGCCAAGCUCGGUGAAUUCCAAACGUCGUUGAACGCUGUUCAAGCUCAAGCGGCAGCAGAUGCCCAAGCGCGUGCAGACGAAGCCCUGGCACGCUCGAGCCAGAUGCACCACGCUGCGUGCCAAACGGAUGCCAUAAAGGUGACCAAGCCCCCACCAGCAUCCAGUACGACAUCGUCGUCGCCCUCGCGUCAUCCCGUAUCGCCAACUCCAUCGUCCACAAGCCCCACCGACGCUGAAUUGGGCAUGCUUAACCGCAGCGGCCUCGAAGACCUUGUCGCGGAAAAGUGCGCCAUCAUCGGCGAGCUCCAACUCACGCGACAAACCCAGUCAGAUCAACUCGACGACCUGAAGCGGCAGGUCCAGGCGGCGGCAGAGAACAUGGUCGCAUUCAACCGGGCAUCGGAGAGCGCACAGCAGUUGCUUCGACAGGAAAUCACGGUCCUCCGCGACACGAUCACGAACAUCCAGGACACGUCGUCGGCGUCGAUUCGGGAGAGACAAGCGUCCCUGUCAGCGUACUUGACCAAGAUGAAGACGGACCACAUGAAGGCCGUGUUGCUGAAAGCGCCGCCAGACAAUAAUGCCGGCGACGCCGCGAUGAAAUCAGCCACCGAGCGGGAGGUCGUUGCGAUUGCCAACCAGCAAUUGGAACACGACAUCACGAAGCUCAUCCCGUGGAGUGACAGCGACGUCCAAACCGAGUCGCUGGCGCAAGCAACCGCCCAAGCGGCGAGUCGCGCCGAGGCGGAACUGGACAACUUGCCCAUCGGGUUCAUUCACGAAGACGAAGCCGCCGACGUCGACGCCGCCCAGCGCUUAUCUUUGACCACGGAUUCGCGGCCACACGAGCUAGUGGACACGAUUCAAGCGAUGGCGGCAGAGCUAGAGGCCGCCAAGGCAUCGGCGCGCAAGUUGCAAACCGUCCAGCUGCAACGAAUCGUGACGCUGAGCACGCACUUGUCCAAAGUAGCGAGCGAGCUGCUCCUCCUACGCAAAAAAUCGGGCGCGGAAGUUGCAUUUUGGAAGACCGAAUGUGAAAAACUCGACCGCGAGCUGCUGUGCCUCGUCACCGAGUUCAACUUGUACAAGAGCAACCACAUGAUUGACGGGGAGCGUCAAGUCAUGCAGUCGCUCCUCACGGCUGACCACGAAACACUGUGGGGUCAAGAUGGACCGGAAGCUCGAGCGUUUCUCGCCACCAUGCGCGAGGCGUGUGCGACGUCCCCAGUGAACCCCAUGGUGGCAAAAUUCUUGGUGCUUGGAGAAGCAAUCCACUCGUUGGCCGAGGGCUGUGCCCGACCAUUCCACGCGCUGAAAGCCAUCUACGACGGAUGGCGAGAUGGCGGCGGCGGGUCGUCGACUCCUCGAAAAGCACCUUCCAAGAAGCGUACCAAAUCCAAAGUGGUCGGACACGGCAGCUCGUCGACCAGUCUAGCCGACAUGGCGUCGUCGCCGAGUCCAUCCAAGAGCCCUUCCAAGCGAGCGUCGGCACUAGCUUCCCUGCCCGGGGCGCCGCCUCCUUCCCCCAAGCAAAGCAGCAGUCCUACCAAGAGGCGGCGGUCGUCGGCAUCGUCCAAACCGCGACUCCUGUCGGCACGGAUCCCGACGGGAGACGCUGCCCUUGCAUUGGAUUCCACGUCACCAACGUCGCCAGAGCUAGACCAUGGAGCAUUGUCCACAGCAGAUGACCGCGACAAGAGUUUGCCGAGAGCGUUUGAGCUCACGGCGGUCGACGAAGUGACGGAAGUGGAAGCAUCCAACCAGUCCCCGCAUGACAUUGCCAUGGUCCCCGACGACAUUCACGUGCCCACCGCCCCCUUGGACAAUACGCUUCUGUUGAUCGAAGGGGACUCGCCGCUGUCGACAGCCACGGCAUUGCAAAACCACGCGAGGCUGCAAGUGACGACGCAAGACACGCCGCCGGCGUCCGCCAUGGCCCAAGCGACUAUUCCCUUGGAAUCCCAAGACGAGAACAACAACCCACCCGUCCACGAUGACGGCCGGUUCCUCGACUCGCUCCACGCGCCCAACCCCGCCGAGCAAAACCCCAAGGAGCUGCAGUACCUCAAAUCCCUCGCUGGAAAUCGCACCGAUACACUGCGAAGCCUUGCGAUGACUCAGUGGGAGGUCCUCGUGCUCCAGCUGCAGCUCCUGGCCCUCCACGCCCGCACCGUCGAGAUGAAAGAGCGCCGCGUCCGGUUCAACCGACCCCAUGUUGCCAUGUCGUCCAUGGCCGAGUUGCUGCACCAAGGCAUCCACCGACGCGAGAUUGCGCUGGCGGACUGCCACCAACGCCACGAACGACUUCGCGAACGCCUCAAGCACGUGAAUCUUUGUAUCAUUCACGCGAUAUCGACAAUGUUUCAACCCAGCGAUCGGACCGACACCCGCACUGGACGCCACGGGAUGAGCGGACGUCAGCGACUGGACUUGGUGGACAUGAGCCUCAUCGACAUGAACAACUUGCCAUUGUCCCAGCAAAUUCCAACGACGCAUUUUCCGCUUGAUGGAGCGGUCGACGCGGCUGUGCCACCUCACCCAGCUCACAAAGACCCGUCAUCAUCGUCAAUGUCGUUCUUGACGUCGCCGUUUAAGGCGGACAAGCGAUUUCCGAACCGAACGACGAAGUUCCAAUAUGACAAGGACAAGCAUGCGUACUCGUUCAUGCACGUGACCAAGCUCGUGUAUCCCAAGAGCGCAGGGCCCACCAAGACGCCAUUCGAGCUCAAGCCGUCCGUACAAGUCGCCGGCAUCCGCGUGCCACCUCCGGACGACGUGCGAACCAUGCUGCUGCACCCGAAAGACGACUUUGACCAGCCAACACCCCGAACUCGACUACCGGACGACCAACCCCAUCUUGUUUCGUUCCGGUCGCCCCUGAAUCCGUACCGUCCAAAGUCGACGCCUUCAUACCUGACCCGCGGGUCCAUUCGGCAAUCGCCACGGCAACGAACCAUGCUUGGCAGCGACAGCGACGACCUCGCCUCUCCUCUCGUAAAGCGAUAACUCUUCAGCUUUACAUGUCGUCGGUUGCCAUCGU